Molecule: messenger RNA, 2790 nt
Organism: Priapulus caudatus
Lineage: Eukaryota; Metazoa; Priapulida; Priapulimorpha; Priapulimorphida; Priapulidae
Product: 2',5'-phosphodiesterase 12-like
Exons: 9
Coding region: 113-2029 (638 amino acids)
Biological process (GO): nuclear-transcribed mRNA catabolic process, deadenylation-dependent decay
Cellular component (GO): mitochondrion
Molecular function (GO): 3'-5'-RNA exonuclease activity
Source: RefSeq, a predicted model, not a curated record
ACAGUUUCAUGUGCAAGUGCUGUACAGUGUACACAAAAGUUGUUGUGUGCUUACUUUGCUUAAAUAUAUUGGGUUAAUCUUUCUUAUGCUGGCCUGAAAUUUAAACACGUUCAUGAUUCGCUCCUUACGGUUUACCACACAUUUGUUCCGCACCACAUUCUUGGCUAAUUUUCAGCCACUAAAGCGUGUAAUGAAUACCGGACGUUUGACGUCAAGCAAUGAAAUGAGCGAUUUCAUUGUAAAAAAUAGUGCAACAGAACCACAUCUUACGAUGAGUUUCAUGUACAAACCUUCUGAUGCACGUAUGCAUCGUUUGUUUAAUUUGCAAAGACUGAAAUCCGAACCUCUGAAUCUAACACUUACCAGAAUAUCAAGUAAUAUUGGUAAAGUAAUUGAGAAAAUGCAAAAGAAAAAAAAGAAGACGGCUGGAAAAUCACAAGAAAAUAAUCAACUGAAAAGUGACUGUACUCCUGUUGAAGUUAAAGUGAAGCUAAUGAAAAGCGACUUGACUGAAGUCGAUGAAACUACAUUAAAUGUUGAGGCAUGGCAAGAUGAAUAUUUACUUGUGAUUGAAGACACCAGGUUCAUUGUAUCGGUCAAUCCACCUCAAGUGAAAAGCUUAAAAUUACCAACUACAAUAUUUUCCGGAUCUCUGUUAUAUCCGCGCAUUCACCUGGAAUUUUCAGAUAAAGAAAAUUCUGAGUGGUAUUGGUUUACCCAAGAUGGUGGAGAUGGGGCAGAAAAAUUUAUUCAAUCUCCCCAUACUAGUGGUGCACCUUCUGGAAGAUCCAGUAAUGUUGUGGACCUUUGUCAAAGUCUUGGGUUACUAGAAGUAGGAGUAACAUGGCAAUUAGUUGCAGAAGGGUGGUGUAUCACAUCUGCUGUAGACCUGGUCAGUUGCACCCUAGCUCUUGUUUGCAUUCCUGGAAACGGAGAAAAAAGAGGAAGGCCUGCUGUGGCAAAAGCUGGAAAAAUCACUGAAGGACCUGGACCUUGCCCAUUUGAGCUUCGCCAUCUUCAUACUAAGGAUAUCUCGAGUCAUGGUUGUUUCAGAGUGGCCUCCUACAAUAUUCUCGCAGAUCUUUAUGCCGAUUCUGAUUUUUCAAGAGAACAUCUCUUUCCUCACUGCCCUGCAUCUGCUUUGCAUAUUGACUAUAGAAAGCAACUGUUUGUGAGAGAAAUUGUUGGGUACAAUGCUGAUAUCAUAUGUCUACAGGAAGUUGAUAAGAAGAUAUAUGAGCAUGAUCUUUCACCUCUGCUUGGACUCAUGCAUCUAGAUAGCAUCUACUGCAAGAAGGGAGCAGAUGGCAUGGAAGGCGAAGCUACUUUCUUCAGGCAGUCAAAGUUCAAACUGAUUGACCAAGGAUGUAUUGUGAUGUCAGAGCAAAUUGUUCAGUCUCAGCACCAUCUCAUUUUAGAUGCAUUGUCCCUAAAUACAGAGCUAAGAGAUAAAUUUCGUCAAUUACCAACAGUUUUGCAGUAUGUUGUGCUAGAGUCUAGAGAGACUGAAGGCCUCGGAGUAGUGGUUGGUAACACACAUCUUUACUUCCAUCCAAAUGCCGGACUUAUUCGUCAAAUCCAAAUGCUGGUGGCAUUGCAUCAUCUAGAGAGUGUGGUGAAAUUGCAAGAAGCACAGUGCAAUGAGGUUGCGCUGUUGUUAUGUGGUGAUUUCAACAGCAAUCCAAGUUCUGCUGUCUGUAACCUUAUUUUGAAUGGCAGCAUACCCCCGGAUUAUCAAGAGCAUUCACCAAGUGAAAAUGAACAAAGAGUGGAUGGAAUUGAUUUUAAGCAACCGUUUAAGCUAGCCAGUGCGUGUGGGUUUCCGGAAUACACAAAUCAUGUUGGUGGGUUUUCUGAAACCUUGGACUACAUCUUUAUUGAUAAAGACAAACUGGUAGUGGACAGGGUUAUUCCAAUGCCUAGUCAUGAGGAAGUGAUUCUACACAAAGGGCUGCCUAGUGUUGUAUUUCCCAGUGAUCACAUUGCACUAGUCUGCGAUUUAACAUGGAAGGAGUUCUCUAAACAGUGAUCACUCAACAAAUCUGUGAUGUUUAGGUAAAAUUACUUGUGAAUGAGACCAGCCAACAUGCAUAGUAAUAUAAGAUGCCAGCAAAUGUUAAUGGUUUAUCGCCGCUAAAUUAUCUUGAUUUUUACAACAUUUUACAACAUAGAUUUGUUAUAAAAAAGCUAUGACAAUGUUAUAUAAAACAGGGUCUGUGGCUAGCAGCAUGUAAUACAGAUUGUUACUAAUCUUACGCAGGCUGAUAUGCAGAUUGUUGUAGUCAGAUCAACUAGUAUCACGGCAAGAGCAUAUAUCCAUCAACAAUAACAGCAGAAAGUUGAACAGCGACCCCACAGUAUUCAUGUUCGGCACAAGAAAGUUGUGCGUGUAUGUGCGUGUGUGGUGGUGGGGGGGGGGGGUAUCUGAAAUGCCAGUGUCGGACCAGAAAUGGAAGUCAAGAGUCAAAGUUCAAGGUUAAAUAGGAAAAGGGAAAUGUCUUAUUCACCCAUCAUCUUAAGUUGGACCAUCAUCUGUGGUUCUGCUCUUCGUGGUUCUUACUGCCUAGCGUUGAUCUAAGCUCAUUGCACAGGUUAAAAAAAUUGCAACUUUUAAAACAUAAAUGCAGCUUGACGUAAACUUUUCACAUUUAGGAUAUGGUCGUGGUGGGCAGCACUUUUCAUGUUAAAUAUUAUGCCAAAUGUGAAAAGCCAGCAGCUGAAAGCUAACGUUGUAGAUAUUUUCAUGAACGUGGGUUGACAGACCAAAUAAAAAGCUUUUUACAACACUGA